GGCAAGAUUGUUCACUGGUGUGAGUCACUGUGAACCCCACCCACUUGAGGCAAACUUGGCCAGUUUAAGUGGUGGGAACUGUCAACCGGGCGAGGGACUGUGGCUUUUUCAGCAGCCUCGUUAGCUCUCAGUCAACGAGGAAGCCUCUGGGUGAGGAAACUGUGGCCAGACCAGCAGCGGGCCGUGCUCUCGGCCCCCUGACUGGAGGCUGUGGGGCCUGUGCACAGAGCACCUGCAGACGGAGCCGCCCGGCCACCUGCCUCUGGAGAUGCUGGGGCCAGCUCUCGCCUUCCUAGUCCUGUUCCUGCAGGGACGGCACAGCCCAGCCGCUUCCUCUUGCCCGGAACCCCUGUCUCCGGAUGGACCUGUGGUGAGACCUUCGGGCACGUCUUUCUGCUUAGGGCCCGGCCACACCCCGACAGCCGUGAGGUCUUUUGACUGGAAGGUACAGCUGCGCUCAAACCCAAGCCCUUGUGUGCUGUUCACUUGGAAGAAUGAUUCUAGGCGGCAUCAUGCGCAUCAGAAUGCCAGUGACUGCAACAAUAGGCUCAAUUUUAGCACCAAGGAGUUAAGGCUCCUGCUCAAGGCCGCUCAGCCCGACGACAGCGGCACCUACUCCUUGGAGGUCACCUUUGAGAACGGCACCGUCAGGACCCACCGCUUCCAUGUGUCCGUGUUGGACCCUGUGGGGAAGCCCGAGCUGCAGCUGCUGGAGCAGACGGCGGCCCUGGGCAGUGGACAGUGCCGAGUGACCCUGAACUGCUCGGCCUCCGGAGGUGGUGAUGUGACCUACACCUGGUACCGAGGGGGCGAGAGGAUCCCGACGCCCAGGAGCCCCUUCCGACUGGAGGAGCAGGUCGAUGUCAACGGCGGGCACAUAUACACCUGCAACGUCAGCAACCCCGUCAGCUGGGCGCACCAGAGCCUCCAGCUCGGCCAGGGCUGUGGGAGCGCCCCCCAGAAGCUCGGCCUCCUGCCCCUCUUGAUGAUCAUCUUGGUUCUCAUACUCACGCUGCUGGGCACCCUCACUAGCGUCUGUGUGUGGAGAAGGGGGAGGAAGCUGGCAGAGCCCAGCCCAGAGGCAUCGCUGACAGUUUAUGAAGAUGUCAACCACCCGCCAGGCAGGAGCGGCCAGGGGCAGAGGCCACGGCAGGACUCCGCUGGAAAAGGGAACACUGUCUACUCCGUGGUCCUGCCCCAGAUAGAAGAGCGAUUGUUUCCGCGAGCUUUGGGUUUAGCCACAUUGCAUUCUGAGAAGAGGACUUGGAGAUGCCGGGGAGACUGAGAUCCCUCCCCUGCAGCAUGGAGAUGCUUCUUUCAGAUACAGAGAAGGAAAAUGGUUGCCAAAGGAAACAUGGAGAUGUUGAGGAAAGAACGCUGGGGAGUCUGCGUUUAAAUUCUGCUGCUUCUGUGACUUGGCUAUUUAUCUUUUGGAGGCUCAUCUGUAGAAUGAGGCAAAUUAUAGUCAUUCUUAUCAGAUAGGAGUGUCCUAAAGAUUAGGGGAGAAUACAGGUGCAGGGCCAGUUUGGCUCAGUUGGUUGAGUGUUGUCCCAUACACUGAGAGGUCUGGGUUUGAUUCCUAGUCAGGGCAAAUGCCCGGGUUGUGGGCUCAAUCCCUAGUAGGGGACGUGCAGAAGGCAGCCAAUGAUGUUUCUCUCUCUCUCCCCCUCCCUUCCCCUUUCUCUAAAAUCAAACAUAUUUUCCAAAAAAGCAGCAACUGUCUUUAAGAGAGGGACUAGCAUUCAGCGGUGCGACCUGCCUCCCAGUAGGCCAGGCGCUUUCAACCAACACUUAACGCUUCUCUCUGGGCAGGGUUGAGGGUGGCGUGGAAGAGGUAGAAGAGGUAACUCCCUCCAUGGGUUGUGCUACAUCUAUCUAUGCCUCUGAAAUG
Messenger RNA from Myotis daubentonii (Daubenton's bat), 1891 nucleotides. RefSeq names its product CD244 molecule (gene CD244). Gene Ontology annotation, biological process: natural killer cell activation involved in immune response. The record is from RefSeq and is a predicted model, not a curated record. NCBI's taxonomy places the organism in Eukaryota, Metazoa, Chordata, Mammalia, Chiroptera, Vespertilionidae. Gene Ontology annotation, cellular component: membrane; external side of plasma membrane. Gene Ontology annotation, molecular function: MHC class I protein binding.